AUGAAUCCAAAUUUAAAGAAGUAGCAGCCUCCGUCAUCAACAAAAUCAUCAUCAAAUAAAGUUAUAAGUACAGUUAAGAAGUCUCAAUCGAAUUAGAUCCUUUAAAAUAAUGUAGGUAAUUACCGAGCAUUAGGACCAAAAAUCCACGACUUUGCUCUCUCACCACAACAAAUGCAAUCACCAUCUGCACAACAAAACUACAAUAGCUCUGCUAACAUAAAUUAUUAAAAUAGUACCUAAAACAAUUAAACUAAUACCUAAAAUUAAUUGCUUUAGAUUUCUUUAUCAUAAUCUCAGUUUCAAUAAAGUAUUUUACCGAAUUCAACCUCGUCCUAGUUAAAUUCUAACAAGAUUGAAAAAUAAUAUGCAAGUAAUGGUUUUAGCACUCUAAAUACCUAAGUAGAUCACAAUGGUUAUGAUUCCUUAAGGAUAAACAAUAAAUCUUCUGCUAACCAGGUAGGAAACCAUGCUUAAAAUUAGCAUAAGAAAAAGAAUUCAUUUAGCACCAUUGGAUCUCCAUUAAAUAAUGCAAGCAAUAGAAGUAGCGGAUGGGCCGGAAACGGUUUAACUCCUACUAAUGCAGAUCACUCAAAUUUUAGAUAGAAUAACCACUAAAUCAGUAAUAACAAUGUAAGUGCUUUAAACAGUAACAAUAACAAUUCUAGAAAUAGCGAAAAUCAUUAGAAUGGACAGUAUUUAGACAAUUAUGAUAGCGUUUAAAGCAUGGAGUAAUUCAGUGAAGCAGAAGCAGGCUAAAAUAUAGUAGCAUUGAAGAUGCAGUUAAGAACUAUUUUUCACUUCUACACUACUUUUGGUGAUAGAUAAAACAUUACCUAUCUUAAGUCAAAUAAGUUUUACAAAAUGAUGGCUGAUGCAAACAUUAUAUCGAGCUCAUCUCCCCAUAUCAAUAUUAAUAGGUUGGAUUUGUUGUUUUGCUAAGUAAAUAAGCACAAAGCAAAUAUGAGCUUUGAAACCUUCCUUGACAUGCUUCCUUAGCUAGCACAGCUUAAAUAUCCAAAUACCUCUGCCGAAGAAGCCAUGCUUUCUCUAAUAACUAAUGAACUUAAUCCACUGUAUUUGGGAAUUAUGGAAAAAACAGAUUUAGGUCUAGAAUUAAGGAGCUUCAACUUACCGUUGGAAAUAGAAUGUAUAGAGGUGCUGACUCCUCUGUAUCCAGUUCUACAAAAAAUAUAUGAAUCUUAUUUCAAAUGGGAACCAACUAAUUCGUUGAAAAAAGAGGAUAACUACAGUAAGAGUCUGAAAGCGUUAUAUUAGUUUUUGAGUGAGUAUAAUAUUUGUCCUACUUAUUAUACAAAAAGCACAGCAUUUUUAUUGUAUAAUUUUAUUGUGGAGUUAUAAAAUCUAAAUCUUCAGUUUGGAGUUGCUGAAAGCGCUACUACAAUCUUUGGGUUCAAAGACUAUGGAAUGGUAUUCACUUUUCAGAGAUUCCUCUUGUUUUUAAUAAGAAGCUCAAUCAUUUGCUAUGAAAAUAGAAUAGAGACAUCUAAAUACGUAUGCUCUUCUCAUGUAGAAAAAUUAAACUUACUCUUAGAAAAAAUGGAAGUCUCAGAAGGUUUCUUGAAUAUUUAAAAAAAAACUCAUAUGACUAACAAUUCUCAUACUUCUCUAUUAAUCCCUUCUACUUUAGUAAUGAGACUAAGUCAAAAUAAGAGCAUUGAUUGGAGUACUCCAAGGACCAGUUAGUACUGCAGUUUCAGAUCCAAAUUGAAUUCAGGUUUAUAGAGUACACGCUAAUAGAGCUUCUAUAAUCCACCAGCUUCAGGAAGUCCUAGUAGAAAUAACUCAAACUUAAGAAAAUCAUUUUUAGCAGAAAAGCUAGGCUAAUCCUUUGCAAAUAUAAAUGUCUUCGAGAAGAAUAAUGAGAAUUUACAGAAAAUAUUUAAAUAUUAUUGCUCAUAUGGUGAACCAAUGAAUUAAGCAACACUAAAAACAUUCAAAUUAAUUCGUCUUCUCACAGAUGCAGGCAUAAUGAAGAAGCCUAAAAUUAGCACAAGUUAAAAUCAUUCAUUAAAUUUAAGUGAUAUUAAAGGCUUAAAUAAAUCUUCAACUUCAAGUCACUUGAAAGGCAGUUAUACUCCUAAUACUGCUUAGUAUUCAUCGCAUAAGUAUUCAAACAGCAUAGCUUAAGGGUCUAUAUUAGCAGGUGGAGAUGACUAUUAGAUAAAAGGAUAAAGAUAUUUGAGUAAAAUAGAUAUGGAUUUUAUGGUCGUUAAGCUAACUGGAAGCAAAUGGAUCAAAACAUUUAACUAACAAACAAAUAAAGUUUCCUAAAUUGAUCCAAAAAUAUCAUCACCAAAGCUUGGAUUCUCAAGUCAUAUGUAUAAAAACGAUGAAUCAUUAGGUGCAAAAGGUAAGAUCGAAUAUGAGCAUUUUGUAAAAUUGCUAGAAAUGAUUGCUGAAAAAUUGUACCCUGAGCUCGAAAUAGAACAAUCUCUUUAAAUUAUAGUUGAAGGUUAAAUUUUAAAGCUUUUAGAAUAAACGUAGCCAAACAGAAAAGGAAUGCACGAUUACUUAGCUAACUUGAUGGACAUCUUAAAAGACCAAGAAAUUGUUAAUUUACUAGGAGAAGUUCAUUUAAGUUUAGUCAUGUAUUACAAAAUAUAUUAGGAUUAAAAAGGAUAUAUGAAUAUCACAAAUUUCAUUAAAUUCUUUUAAGAUUUUGAUGUAUUCCCUAGUUUAGUCAGUAAAGCAAAGCUACAGGCAAUAUUUUACACAUUAGCCUAAGUGCAAGCCAAUUAAAAAAAUUCGAGAUAAAAGCAAUAAAAUGAAACAAUGCACAACACAAGCAGGGCAAGCCAAAUGUUUUUAAAUGACUCUCUGUCUUCAAAUGCUCCAGAUUAAAAUGAAACUGAAAUUAUAGAUUAGCAUCUAUUUGUUGAAGGAAUAGCUCUUCUAGCGAUAGAGAUAUAUUCAGAAAAAUAAAAAAACCUUCAUAAAAUUAUUAUGAUCUUAGAAAGAAUGAAUAGUUCUCAAGGUCCUAUCAAAAUUUAAAAAUAACUUGGUCAUACAAGGAGCCCAGAUGGACUUCAUUGGGAUAUGCUUCAUAAUAUUAGAAAGAAAUACACUGAAUUCUAUAAAGUAUCAAAUUAUGCUACAAUCUCUAAUUAGCAAAACUCAUACUAUUAGCUAGAUUAAAAUUAAUCUGUAUAAAAGAGCUUCAUCUAAAACUCUCCUUCUACAGGAAGGUUUGACGAAGUACUCAAAAAGAGCUUGAAUUCUAUCAAGAUGCAAAACUCAAUUAAUUUAAAUUUAAGUUAGCAGUAUUUGCUUUAGUAAAAGGAUAUCAAUGAAAGAUCGCAAAUUUAUUAGCUUAAUUAAAACUCUAACAACUAGAGCUAGGCUCCUACUUAAAACUUUUCAAGCAACAACAAUUCUGAAAGUUAAAGAAUGAACAACAAAGAUACAGUAAUAAAUGAUAAUAAUAUUGUCCAACAAAAUAAUGAGGAGUAUUCCACUAAUGAACCUCAACUAAGUCCAUUGAAUGUUUAAAAUAAAAAUAAAUUUGACAAUACUUCGACUGCGAAAAAAGCCAAAAACAACACUUUAUAAAUGAGUAUUCAAUAGUAAUAUAACUAAUAGUAAAUAUAAAAAACAUACGAAUCACCCAACUUCUUGACCUAACAAAAUCACAAUUGA
Messenger RNA from Tetrahymena thermophila SB210, 3657 nucleotides. RefSeq lists its product as hypothetical. Gene Ontology annotation, biological process: positive regulation of protein polymerization; microtubule bundle formation; microtubule polymerization. The transcript is spliced from 10 exons. The record is from RefSeq and is a predicted model, not a curated record. Lineage: Eukaryota; Ciliophora; Oligohymenophorea; Hymenostomatida; Tetrahymenidae. Gene Ontology annotation, cellular component: microtubule. Gene Ontology annotation, molecular function: tubulin binding.